UAAAACUUCAUAAAGUUAUUAUUUGUAUUUACUACUGCAUAUUAUUAUACAAGAGAUUAUUAUAUAAACUGGGUAUAUGUAUACAUUUAGAUUGAUAUAUGCUAACUUAAAAUUCUUAUAGUAAUGAAAAAGUAGAUUGUGUUAAUAAUAUGAGUAAACGUAAGAACCCGUCGUAUAAUGGCAAUGUCAAUGCAGCAUUCUGUAAUUUUUUAAUAGAAUUGUCAGAGUAUGAGAAAAAUGUAAGCCGUAAUAUACAUAAGUACAAUGCGUAUAGAAAAGCAGCAACUGUAUUAGCUACCCAUCAAAAAAGAAUUGAGUCUGGAGAGGAAGCUAGGAAAUUAAAUGGAAUUGGAGAUAAGAUAUCAAAGAAAAUUGAUGAAUUUCUUCAUACUGGCAAAUUAAAAAAAUUGGAAAAUAUUCAUCAAGAUGAAGAGGCGCAAGCUGUAAGCUUGCUAACUCGGGUAUCUGGCAUUGGGCCUGUUAAGGCAGCAGAACUUGUCAGAGCAGGCCUUAAAUCAAUAGAACACCUAAGAAAAUAUCAGGAUAAACUGAACCAUCAUCAAAUAAUUGGUUUAAGACAUUUUGAAGAUUUUGAAAAGAAAAUUCCGAGAUCUGAGAUUAAGAAAGUAGAAGAGGUGAUAAUGAAACAGAUUACCUCUAUAGAUGCUGAAUUUACUAUAACUGUUUGUGGUAGUUACAGAAGAGGUAAAGAAAAUUGUGGUGAUAUAGAUGUUUUGGUUACUCAUCCCUUGGUGAAGGUAGUUGAAGAAAAAAAAAAGCCUAAAGAUCAAAUAUUAAAAAAACUGAUUGAUAAAUUAAAUAGCAGUCUCAUCACUGACACCAUAUCUAUGGGAGAUACUAAAUUCAUGGGUGUUUGUCGAUUAACAAACAAAUUACCGUAUCGCCGCUUGGAUAUCAGACUCAUUCCAUGUGUGCAAUAUUAUUGCGCAGUCCUGUACUUUACUGGGAGUGACGUGUUCAAUAAGAAUAUGAGAGCGCACGCAUUGGAACAGGGAUUUACGUUGAAUGAGUAUUCCUUGCGUCCCAUAGGUGUUACUGGUGUCCCGGGGGAACCAGUGCCCAUUACGUCGGAAGAAGAGAUUUUUGAAUAUAUUAACUAUCCUUAUAAGAAGCCUGAAGAACGAAAUUUGUGA
Achroia grisella is the source of this 1154-nucleotide messenger RNA. Its product is annotated as DNA polymerase beta-like. The record is from RefSeq and is a predicted model, not a curated record. The coding region runs from base 150 to 1154 and encodes 334 amino acids. Gene Ontology annotation, biological process: double-strand break repair via nonhomologous end joining. Gene Ontology annotation, cellular component: nucleus. The transcript has 5 exons. Gene Ontology annotation, molecular function: DNA binding; DNA-directed DNA polymerase activity. Lineage: Eukaryota; Metazoa; Arthropoda; Insecta; Lepidoptera; Pyralidae.